ACAAAAAUAGUUAUGAUGGCGGCCAAUUCGUUAUUAGAAGAGGAUAUUCCUGGGGCCAAGUUUGUUCAUACAUCGGUCGAGGAACACACAAAUAUUCAAUUAAAAAGAUGGUUGAAAUGUCGUGGGCUUCCUACUUCUGGAAAACGGCCAGAUUUAAUAGAAAGAUGCCAGAAUGCUGUAAACAACAAUGUUAAAAUUGAUCUGAAAGUUGACGAUGGUAAAUGGCUGAAUCUUAAAAAGAAUCCAACACCUGUUGCAUCACAAGUUCCCUAUGUUCCAAUUCAAGGUUGGAAGAAGUUUCCAUCUGUGUCUAUACCAAAACAUUUUAAUCAUGGGCAUAUCUACUAUUAUCUUGUGGAAUCAGUAGCAUCAAUCGAGUUUGACUCAAACAGUUCUGAUGAUGACUGUCAAGAUGAUGUGCAUACUAGCAAACCAUUUACUAAGGGUAUGAAUCUUUUCAGAAGUGGUCAUGUGAAAAACAUGCAUGAUGUCAGUUGUAAAGGACACUAUUUUGUUAAAGCAUCAGUGUUAGCUUCCUACUCAAAACAUUCCUACAAUUGUACAGUAACAUUAUCCGAAUCAUCUGGAUCAGUGUUAGAGGGUACGUGCACUUGCUCUGCUUCUGGCAUGGGCAGAUGUUCUCAUGUUGCUGCUGUGUUGUUUGCAUUAGAGGACUACACUAUUGAAUUUGGGACUGACCUGCCUACCUGCACAGACAAACUACUACAGUGGAACAAAGGUAGAAGAAAAAAUAAGAAUCCAGAGACAAUUUUUAACAAGGAAUACAAGUCCAUGAAGAAAAAUCUUAAACGUCAAAAAACUUCAGUCAAAGAUAUCUUGAACUCUGAUCCAAGACCUGAAAAACUGAGGGAGAAUGAAUUAUCAAAUGAACAGAAAAAUGAAUUCUUAUCAAAUUUAGUCAUGGAUGGACAAGAAUUUGAUAACACAGUAGGUCAGUCAUUAUCGCAAGACUGGCAGGUAAAUAGAUGGUGCAGGGUAACAGCAUCGAAUGCAAAAGAUAUCAAAUGUGUUAGAACAGGUAUUACGAGUCUAGUCAAUAGGCUUCUGUGGUCAGAUUCCCCUGUAACAGCAGCCCUACUGUAUGGGCGUGAACAUGAAUCUGAUGCUCUUGCACAUUACAAACAACAACAUCCAAACUACAAUGUGCAGGAAACAGGGUAUGUCAGUGGAGAGAAUAACUGUCAGUAA
Messenger RNA from Saccostrea cuccullata (small rock oyster), 1209 nucleotides. RefSeq lists its product as uncharacterized. Gene Ontology annotation, molecular function: zinc ion binding. The transcript is spliced from 4 exons. Lineage: Eukaryota; Metazoa; Mollusca; Bivalvia; Ostreida; Ostreidae. The coding region runs from base 13 to 1209 and encodes 398 amino acids. The record is from RefSeq and is a predicted model, not a curated record.